Molecule: messenger RNA, 1461 nt
Organism: Botrytis byssoidea
Lineage: Eukaryota; Fungi; Ascomycota; Leotiomycetes; Helotiales; Sclerotiniaceae
Exons: 2
Coding region: 1-1461 (486 amino acids)
Source: RefSeq, a predicted model, not a curated record
AUGUCCUCCUCGAUACUUUCGUCUUCGUCAUCGAUUAUCUCCUCCGCGACCAAAACCUACUCAACCACCAUCCCCACAGGUACUAUAUCAGCUCUCAUCGGUCAGCCACCAAAUACUACCAAUGACUAUUACAUCGUCGCCUACCUCAAUGGCGCUUUUGGAAUACACGGCAAUCCUAAUAAGGGAAUUACUAUCCCUCCUUUAGCACCACCAGGAUACGUCUACGAAUCCCGCGCUACGUCAAUUUUAAUCGGAAUGUCCGUAUCCAUCUUCUUCAUGUUCACAUUUACGCUUGUUCGUCUUCUUAUUCGUCUCCUAAAUCGCGGUUUGAGACUCGGUCUGGACGACCUCUUCAUUGUUCCCGGUGUCAUCCUCGCAAUUACGUGGCCAGUACUACAGAUUUUAGCCGUCGUAUACGGAGGAGCAGGAAAACACAUCUGGGAUGUAACGUAUGAGGAAUAUGGAUACUUUAAACGCUACACCAAUUGGUCCAAGAUAUUUUUCUUCGUAGCAGUAGGAGUGGUGAAGGUUUCCAUAUGUCUUUUCAAUCGCAGACUUACAUCCAUGACAUCGAAUAAGUGGCUCUUGUUCAACAACGUCUUUCUAGUCCUCCUGGUCAUCUAUAUCUUCGUAUCACUCUUCUGGAACAUCUUUCUGUGUAACCCCGUCUGGGGAGGUUGGGACGCAAUUAGAUUGGGGAGAGAAGGAGUUGUUGCAAAAUGCUUCCCGGUGGGAACUAUGGGAACCAUUCUGAGUACGAUUCAUGUCAUUAUGGAUUUUGGUCUCUUGGCUGUACCACUUAUUGUACUGUGGAAAGUCAAGAUGGGAUGGAGGACUAGAGGAAGAUUGUACAUUGUUUUUGCGGUGGGAGGUGUGAGUAUGAUUGGAAGUAUUCUCAGACAAAUCCAGCAGACAAAGUUGAGCUCGGAUGUUUUAUGGUCUUUCAAGUCUCUCGAAGAUUGGACACUAGUCGAUUUGACACUCGGUGUCAUUGCCGCUUCUCUGCCCGUCCUCUCAGCUAUCAUCCCAGCCAAAUGGAAAACAAUUCACACCUCUUCGUCCUAUAAAAAUCCAUCACAUCUCGGUUCUCAUCCUCUCUCCAACCCCGGAAACUACAUGCGCUCGAAAUACUCUGGAAAAAAUGGAAAAGACAUGAAGAGUGGACGAAAUAGAGGAACAAACGGCGGUACAUUUGGAGAAAGCGAGGAGAACAUUGUGAGAACGGAUGUUAUCGAGUUGAGUUUCCAAAGCAAAGGAGAUGUGGAAAGUAGAGAGGAAGCAAAGGAGGAAGGAAAUGGAGAAGGAGGAAGUGGAAGAGUCAAGAGGAGUUUCUCGAGGAAUAGAAAUCGCGGCGAUUCGAAUGAGAGAGCUGCUACGAAUAAGUUGGAUAAGGAGACGAGUGAAUGGCACGGGGCCAAAGGCCAAUAUGGCCAUAGAGUGGAAAUAAGUAGGGACGAGUGA